AUGGCUGUUCCAACCUCCCAGUGUCUAUGUGUUGCAACGGUGGCUCGCGCCUGGGAGCGCAUCGAAAAAAUGGUCGAUAUCACUCUUGAUGUGAUCAUCGCUGCUAGUGCACAAACCAUUCAGUUCUCCCAGCAGUCACACAACUGCCAGCUACACAGCCGAACAUCGGCGGCGGAAGCACUUGACACCUUCAUUCGCAUCUAUGGCAGGCUGGUCACCUUCUUUGAAAGAGCUAUAACUACGUAUGCCACAAACCCGCCACCUCCUCUGCCGACACCAUCGACUUUUCAAAGAACCAGGCAGCGGAACUUGCACUCUUCGCUAGAUGAUCAGGUUCUGGAAUCAGUUUUGCUGGAUUGUGGCACACAUCGAUCCCCACAAGAACAACGCAGCCCUACCGCCGUUGUCUGUCGACCAUCGAAAAUGACAUUGGGCCAAUAUGAAAUGGACGAGCAGCAGAGCCAGUAUUUGGCUCUUGAUGUUAUUUACCGGACUCUUCGCAAUCUAGUCACCGUCCUGCAAGAGAUGGGUGGUCGGGAGAACGCAGAGAUCAGAAAAGUGGACGCGCGAUUGCUGACCAUACUUGUGCAAGUCAGGCGGCUGUUGGAAAAUACGUCGGCUAUUCUUUAUACCUUAGAAAGCUAG
Messenger RNA from Penicillium cataractarum, 645 nucleotides. RefSeq lists its product as uncharacterized. The record is from RefSeq and is a predicted model, not a curated record. The coding region runs from base 1 to 645 and encodes 214 amino acids. The transcript has a single exon. Lineage: Eukaryota; Fungi; Ascomycota; Eurotiomycetes; Eurotiales; Aspergillaceae.